This is a messenger RNA of Anopheles funestus (African malaria mosquito), 581 nucleotides long. It is a transcript of the gene mRpL14, whose product is annotated as 39S ribosomal protein L14, mitochondrial. Gene Ontology annotation, molecular function: structural constituent of ribosome. NCBI's taxonomy places the organism in Eukaryota, Metazoa, Arthropoda, Insecta, Diptera, Culicidae. Gene Ontology annotation, cellular component: mitochondrion; ribosome. The transcript has a single exon. Gene Ontology annotation, biological process: translation. The record is from RefSeq and is a predicted model, not a curated record. The coding region runs from base 102 to 557 and encodes 151 amino acids.
AGCAUGUGCUUCUCGUUGACAGCAGCAAAAGCUAAACAAAGGUUUCCUCUGGCCGGUUACGCAAAAACUGUGAGGAAGUCCCAGUUUUCACCAGCAGUACAAUGCUACGGAAUUCUUUCGGUGCUCUAUUCCCAUCUACAAACUUGGUGCGCGCGAUACACACCACAGCUGCGUGUAAUGAAAUUCGCAAACUGGCUCGACUGCGCGUAGUCGACAACAGUGAAAUCGGCAAACGCGCCAUGGCCGAGGGCAAACCACCCAAGUGUAUACACGUUUACAAUAAACAAAGCGUUGGAAAGAUCGGCGACAAGGUGCUGGUUGCGAUCAAGGGACAGAAAAAGAAGGGCAUACUAGUCGGAUGUAAACAGUUUCAGAAACCGAAAACCCCGAAGUUCGACAGCAACAAUUUAGUGCUCAUCGACGACAAUGGUACACCGCUGGGGACGCGCAUACACGUGCCCAUUCCGACCAUUCUGCGUACCAUCCUGAAGGAGAAAACUCAGGCAAAGGGAGCGGACUACACGAAGUUACUCGGUAUAGCAAGUAGAUUUGUUUAAUAAACCAAAGGUUGUUCAAUAGCC